ACCCCAAAAUCAUCAACGGAAAGUUGUGCGAAGAAGACGCGACGAACAGGCACAGCAGACCACCAGCCCGCCGUCGUCCGCUGUCCACUUCGGCUCUCCGCUCUCUGCCUGUUCGAAUCCGGUUCUUUCUGAUCGCCUGGGCUCUGCGGCCUCUGCCUCCAGCUCCACUGCAGGUUUUAGUGUAAUUAUCUGGAACCGCAGAAGGGUGAAGGUUUUAGGGUUUAGACAGUUCUGCACGCUACUGAACACUCUGCCAUGGGAAAAGCUAAGAAGUCCCCCAAAUUCGCCGUUGUGAAGAAGAUAAUUUCUCAAAAAACGAUAAAACAGUAUAAAGAAGAUGUGUUGAACCCGAAUAAGAAAGAUUUGAGCAAGAAGAAGCUUCCACCUAAUGUGCCUUAUAUUUCUUCUGCCCUUUUCUUCGAGUAUAACACUGCAUUGGGGCCCCCAUAUAGAGUGUUGGUGGAUACCAACUUCAUAAAUUUCUCAAUUCAAAAUAAAUUGGAUUUGGAGAAAGGGAUGAUGGAUUGUUUGUUCGCCAAAUGCACUCCUUGCAUUACGGAUUGUGUGAUGGCUGAGCUUGAGAAGCUAGGUCAAAAAUACCGUGUUGCCCUCAGAAUUGCGAAGGACCCUCGGUUUGAAAGGCUUCCUUGUAUUCAUAAAGGGACUUAUGCUGAUGAUUGUCUUGUUGACAGGGUUACUCAGCACAAGUGUUAUAUUGUCGCAACAUGUGAUCGAGAUUUGAAGCGGAGGAUCCGCAAGAUUCCGGGAGUACCAAUUAUGUAUAUAACGCAACGCAAAUAUUCCAUAGAAAGGAUGCCUGAAGCAACCAUUGGUGGAGCUCCGAGAAUGUGAUGGGAAUGAUAUCUGACCAGUCAAUCUGGUUAUGGCCUGCAAAACCUCUAAGUUAUGAUUGAGGCAAUAUAGCUCUAUCUCUUGAACCUGAUACGGUCCUUUAUUGUAGCAUUUUUGGUAGUGCCUUUUGUCUCAACAGCUUUGUAUGGACUUGAAUCGGCUUUAGUGUAAUUGGGCACAAUGCCAUGUGUUGUUGGAGAUGGUUACCUUUUCCUUGUGGAUUUGUUAUAAAGUUUUAAAAUGCUGUUACUAAAAGUAUACGAUAUUGAUUUCAAUGCCUUCGCUAAUGUUCAAUAUUAAUGCCUUACUACUCUUUCUCGUUAA
This is a messenger RNA of Cuscuta epithymum, 1176 nucleotides long. The record is from the annotation of a GenBank genome assembly. NCBI's taxonomy places the organism in Eukaryota, Viridiplantae, Streptophyta, Magnoliopsida, Solanales, Convolvulaceae.